Molecule: messenger RNA, 3449 nt
Organism: Oryzias latipes (Japanese medaka)
Lineage: Eukaryota; Metazoa; Chordata; Actinopteri; Beloniformes; Adrianichthyidae
Product: thrombospondin-2
Biological process (GO): negative regulation of angiogenesis; cell adhesion
Cellular component (GO): extracellular region
Molecular function (GO): calcium ion binding; protein binding
Source: RefSeq, a predicted model, not a curated record
CUCAAACAAAUACAUAACCGCAGAGAUUUUCUACAGAACAAACAGAGCUGUCUUAAUGUUCUACAUCCAGGAUCCAGACGCAGGUCUCCAAUUCAAUUUGAAUGCUUCAAGUUAUCAACUUCUCUUUGGUCUGAAGGUGACAAGAAGAGGAGACAAGGAAGCAAGGAGAGGAGAGAAGGAGAAAGACAUUCCAGUUUAACCCCUGUGGAGCUGAGAGAAGGACGAGCCUACCAGCUGUGAUUUCUAAUCGCAAAGAAAGGCAGAUCAACACCAAGUAAGCAGGGAUGCAAGGAAUGUGGCCUCUGAGGGAUUUGCCCUGGCUGUUGUGUUCCCUCUGUGCAGCAGCUGUGUGUGCAGGUGGAGCAAAGGUCAGCAACAUUUCAUCGGAAAUGUGUCGUCAUCCUUGUGAUGAGUUAGUGGAUUUGAUCACUGAGAUCCACGGUCUGCGUAUAGUGACUAGCAACCUCAUUGAAGAUCUGGAGAGAGUCUCAAGAGAAAAUGAGGAGAUGAGGAUAACUCUGGCCGAGCUGAGCAACAACAACAGCAGAGGCGAUGGAGCCGGACACAACAAUGACAUUGACAAAGACAGAGAUGGGGAGGUGUGGUGUGUGCAGGACGGACGGGUGUACGAAGCAGGGGAGGAGUGGGAGGUUGACAGCUGCACCUCCUGUGCUUGCCAGGAUGGGAAAGUGGUCUGUCAGCAGGUGUCAUGUCCCCCCGUCUCUUGCAUCAAUCCAUCUUUUAUUGAUGGAAAAUGUUGUCCUGUUUGUCCUGACAAUAAAGAUGGAUGGUCUCCGUGGUCCGAAUGGACGCACUGCUCAACGACCUGCGGGCGUGGAGGGCAGCAACGUGGCCGGUCCUGCAACAGCAUCAUGCCUUCUUGCUCUGGCCCCUCGCUCCAAACUCGCAGCUGCACACUGACAAAGUGUGACCGCAAGACACGUGCUGGUGGGAACUGGGGUUUUUGGUCUCCUUGGUCUGCAUGCACAACCACAUGCGGAGAUGGCAACAUCACGAGGGUACGACUGUGCAACAACCCUCCACCUCAGAAGGGUGGCAAGGCAUGCAAGGGUGUUGCCAUGGAGACCCAACCUUGCAAAAACACACUCUGCCCAAUUGCAGGAGGUUGGACAGCAUGGAGUCAUUGGUCAGAGUGCUCCAUGACAUGUGGAGGAGGCCUUAAGAGUCGACAGCGCCAGUGUUUAAACCCGGCCCCUCAGCAUGGUGGAAAGCCUUGUGCUGGAGAGGCUGCAGACUAUGAGGCAUGCAACAAGCAACCAUGUCCUAUAGAUUUGUGCUUGAUGUCAAAUCCCUGUUUUCCUGGUGUGGAAUGCACGUCAACAAGGGACGGAUCUUGGGAAUGUGGACAUUGUCCACUGGGUUUGAAAGGGAAUGGCACUCACUGUGAAGAUGAGAAUGAGUGUGAAGUGGAGAGUGUGUGUGUAACAAAGUGCAUAAACACAGACCCUGGGUUUUACUGCCUGCCCUGUCCUCCUCGAUUCAAAGGCACUCAGCCGUUCGGCAUUGGGCUGCAACAAGCCCUGAAUACCAGGCAGGUGUGUGAACCAUACAACCCUUGCAAAGAUAACACACACUCCUGCCACAAGUAUGCUGAGUGUGUAUACCUUGGCCUAGCGUCUGAGGUCCUGUACAAGUGCGUAUGUGCUGUCGGGUUUGCUGGCGAUGGCUUUCUUUGCGGAGAGGACUCUGAUCUGGAUGGCUGGCCCGACUAUUCACUGACCUGUAAGCAGAAUGCCACGUAUCACUGUCAAAAGGAUAACUGCCCCAAGCUGCCAAACUCUGGGCAAGAAGACUUAGACAAAGACGGACAGGGAGAUGCCUGUGAUCCCGAUGAUGACAAUGACAACAUCAUAGAUGAUAUGGACAACUGCCCACUGAUGUACAACCCACGGCAGUUCGACUCUGAUAUGGAUGGUGUGGGAGACAGCUGUGACAACUGUCCUUUUGAGAGCAACACUCUGCAAAAAGACACUGAUGACAAUGGAGAAGGCGACGCCUGCAGCAUCGACAUAGACGGAGACGAGGUACUGAAUGAACAUGACAACUGUCCAUUUGUGUACAACACUGACCAGAGGGACACAGACAUGGACGGUGUUGGAGAUCAAUGUGACAACUGUCCCCUUCUAAACAACCCACUGCAGUUGGACUCUGACAGCGACCUCGUGGGAGAUAUGUGCGACAACAACGAGGACGUUGAUGAGGAUGGUCACCAAAACUCUCUGGAUAACUGCCCCUACAUCGCCAAUAGCAACCAGGCCGACCAUGACAAGGAUGGAAAAGGAGAUGUUUGUGACCAUGACGAUGACAAUGAUGGUAUCCCUGAUGAUCGGGAUAACUGCAGGCUGGUUCCCAACAAGGACCAGUUGGACUCUGAUGGUGAUGGUAGUGGAGACGCAUGCUUCGAUGACUUUGAUAAUGACACCAUACCAGACGCUCUGGACCCUUGUCCACAAAACCAGGAGAUCACUUCCACAGACUUCAGGAAGUUUCAGGGCGUUUUGUUGGACCCCAAAGGAACCACACAGUCCGACCCCCUCUGGAUUAUCCGCAGUCAGGGAACUGAACUGCUGCAAAAGGCCAACUCAGACCCUGGGGUAGCUAUAGGAUUUGACAAAUUCAGCGCCGUAGACUUCAGUGUCACAUUUUAUGUCAACACCAACCGAGAUGACGACUAUGCGGGAAUCGUGUUUGCAUACCAGUCUAGUCGGCGCUUUUAUGUUGUGAUGUGGAAACAGGUGUCCCAAGCUUACUGGGAAAAAAGACCAUCUAAAGCUUUUGCCACGGCCGGACUCUCCAUCAAACUCGUGAAUUCCAACACAGGACCAGGAGAGUUUCUACGCAAUGCUCUUUGGCACACUGGAAACACCAGAAAACAGGUCAGAACACUGUGGCAUGACCCUAACAAAAUUGGCUGGAAGGACUUCACAGCGUACCGGAUGCAUCUAAUACACAGACCAAAGACUGGCUUUAUCAGGGUGGUGGUUUAUGAGGGCAGAGAGAUUCUGUCCGACUCAGGGGCAGUGUAUGACCACACUUUGGCAGGAGGCAGGCUGGGAUUGUUCGUCUUCUCUCAGGAGCAUGUCCUCUUCUCAGACCUCAGAUACGAAUGCAGAGACAAUUGAACAGUUUUCAUCUUCAAGAUAUUCCACAACAAGAUUCCAGAGAUCCACACUGAAUUCAGAAAAUAUUCAUAACAAUGAGAGAGAAAGACAAGAGAGGAUGCAGCAAAAAUCUGGGCCUUCAUCCAGCCAAGUCUAUUAAUGAGUGACCAUCAUCUAUCUAUCUGUCUGCUUUUUAUGUAAGAGUAUUGAUUCUGGGCUGUCUCAUUUGCUGUAUAUUACUCCUCUAGCACGCUUUUCAUUUGCACCUUUAUAAUGGCUGUAAAUAAUUAUUUAUUGCAAUAAAUGAGAGAGAUGGAUGAAAAAUGA